Molecule: messenger RNA, 234 nt
Organism: Clunio marinus
Lineage: Eukaryota; Metazoa; Arthropoda; Insecta; Diptera; Chironomidae
Source: the annotation of a GenBank genome assembly
AUGAAUCUUGAUAAACAAAAUCAGAAUGUUUUUCAAACAGUCGUUGGUAUCAUAAUACGAUCGCGAAUUGUUUUAGCUGCGGUAGGGCAGACAUCCGAUCAGUCAAGUUUUACAUGCUCAGAAGCUCAUCAUCAACUUCAAAACAAUUAUUGUGAAUUAAAAAAGAAAUGUUUCCUUCAAGAUUCAACUGAAUUCGUUUCGUUUUGGUGUCAAAUAUGUAGUUAUAAGAGAUAA